AUGAAGUUUUUAAGCUUGGCAAUUUUCGUGGGACUUUUCUUAGCGGCCUGUGUAAGCUGUUCAGUGGCUGCUAAAUCGGCUUCGAACAACAAUGGUAAGUAGCAGAGUGUAAAUUGUUUUUAAUUCAUUUUUGAAGACUAUGAUUUGCUGUACUCAAUGCGUUCUCCCAAAACAUUUUCGAAUCUUUGAAAGAUUCGAAACCGUUUUUACAACGAUUGACAUUUUGUGAAUUUUGCUUUAAGCCCGCAGAAAAACCAUCAACAGUGGUGACUUGAUUAUUUUGAAAUCAGCUCAUAGCAAUUAUUCGAAACUUUCACUAAGCUGCAAUAAAUCUGGCUGCCAAUGGACGCAUUGCCCGUCUAAGGUUUCGUCGUCGUGCUCACCCGAGAAUGCGGAGUUCAAAAUAACAGCCAGAGGAGAAACGCUGGGAAAACCCAUCAAAAGCGGGGAAAAAGUGUCGCUGACCGUUAGAAAGUACGGUCCUCAUGACAAGCUGACUUGUGGCAAAUCUUCAACCACGCAGUGCCAUUUGGCUUCGUAAGUAUUCAGCUUUAAAUUUAAACACUGCAUCAGCUCUUCUUGGAAAUUUAACUCAAGCACCAUCGGACGAGAAGAUGAAACUAAUGUCUAUAGUUGACUUUCGGCCUGUACAAUUUUGCUCUGAGUCAGUUGUCACAGUUUCUCUCUUGGUCAGUAUUAGGAACUCAUAGGCAAAAGUGGUUUUACUUGGCCAAAACCAAACUUGACUGCUAGAUAUUUAGUCAAUUAUUGCUUUUUGACCUCCUUUUGCCACUUUUUUCUCUAGCAUUAAAGGCGACAUGAAAGGAAACAACUGGCUGAGAUACGACGACGCCACUUUUCAAAUAUUCUCCAAAGAGGCAGAGGAUUCUACUCCCAUCCACAAUGGCGAUGUGGUGGGACUCAAGUACUUACACAGCUCCAGCAAAGCAUGGCUGACCAAAAGUGGCAAAUUCCUUUAUCCGCGUAGCUGUAGCAGAAACGACAAAACCUCUUGCGCAAAAGAGGACAGUUUCACCGGCUUCAAAAUCUUCAAGAGCUGAAGUUUCAAGAUCACAACUUUGAAGCUGGAGUUCUCAACCAUAAAUUUAAGCAUAAACAGUUUAGAUCAUUUAGUGACCAUUUUGGGAAGAUAAUUAAAUAAUUUCUAAGGGAUUUAUGUUUUAUUUAACUUUAACUUUUUGCUUUUCAAUAAAAGAGUUGAGGAUUCGAUGGCGAUUAAACGUCUCAUGGUACUUAUGACACGACGGCUAAGAAUAAAACAAAUGAUCUGUGAGCCUUUGCUCCUUAACGCUGUUUCACCUUAAUGAUGUUAGAAAUCACCCUGACUGUUUUUCAGUUCGUUUUGUUUAUCACAUUUUCUGUGGUGUUUUCUUUUAAUCUGGGUUACUUUAGCUUCAACUGAGGGAAAAAAAAUGAUCUAAUUCCAAUCCAAUGUAGCAAACACGUCAGUCCCUUCACAACGACAACAUAUACUGAUAAGCGACCUUCUAUUGAGGGUUUUUCUUUCUUUUAUAGUGGAACCCCCAUAUCCUCGGUGAAGCAUCUUCAAUUAAGUACUCACUGACUCUGGAGAUAUGAAUAAAUAGCUAAUAUUUGUAAUCAACUAUGUGCAAUGGGGCAUAUUUAAUUUUCACCAAAGAUUGACGAACACGUAUAUUUUUGCGAGGGAUUCAAAAUGAAUUUUCGGCCGAGAUUUUCAAACGGCGGUAGAAUCCAGUGGGUGAUUAGGUUGAGAAAAUGGGACACUAAAUUUUAUCAUUUCUUCUUGCCAAGGUUUUUCAACGUGUCAGCUUGAGUGCAAUCUUGUCAAUCGAAUACUUUUUUCUUCAAAGAGUAAUUCAGCAAUGCAUUGAAUCAAUACAGACACCGAAACAUUAUGUGCAACUGUAUAUGAAGCAAUAUUUCCUGCCGUUGAAAUUGUUAUUUCAGGGGCACCCAACGACGGUUUUCUCCUUAAUGCAUUGAAAACACUUUUUAGUCCACCCAGAGUACGUUUAGAUCUCUAGAAAUGCAUUCUGAGCGGCGCUAUAAAUUUUUUAUCUGUUCGGUCAUCCUAGGGCCACUUGAGUCUUUUCCAAGUUAUAUGGGCAGUCAGUAUUAUUUUCCCGAAAAUUUUAGAUGCAAUUUAAAGUUUUACGAAGUUAGGAUUUUUUUGUUAUUCCUCUCUCCAUCGCAUUUUUAAAUCCGAAAAAAGUUUAAGUUUCCUUUUUCGACAAAAACCAACCUGGGAAGUGAAAUGCGAAAAAUUAAACCUCAGAAAAUCGUAUUUAUUUUAGAUAAGCUAGGAAAAUUGUACAGGAAUGGAACGUUCCUUUAGAAAUUUUUUAGCCUUCCUCAAACUAUAGAAAAUUCUAGGCAUUUUUAGUUUCUCCGAACAGAUAUUUUACAGAAAACAGUUGUUGGGUGCUCCUGUUAUUUCCGCGGUGGCUGGUGAAAUGAAGGGAUACAACAUAUAAUGGUGCGAAAACGGACGAUCGGGUUCUGAUUAGUAAGCGUUUUUUUGAACCGCACAGACUUUCAGAAAUCAUAUAGUAACACAAUUGAAAUUACUACUACGUGUCAAUACGAAAAUAGUCAUAAUUUUAUUUUGUUCACUGCCAAACAAGCAAUGUUCUACUUGAUGGACUUAAAGUUAUCGAUGAUGUCAUCACGUCUGGCGGAACGUGUUAGUUAACUCCCUAAACAUGUUUCGCGUUUUAAAUAAGAAACCUCUAAUAAACGUCACAUUAAUCAUAACAUAAUUAGUCUUAGUUAAGGGAAUUUGAAGUCUGUGUCAGUCUGUUCAGGCGUUCACAGAGUCGUCAUCGAGUAUGAAGUUUCUCGGCGUGACCGUUUUGUUGGCUUUAAUCUCUCUUGGCGGAGUCAACUGCUAUUCCGUUAGCAAGAAUAACCUGCAAGUAGGUUGCUCCGUACCGAUAGAAGAUGUGUGGACCGACUUAUCGAGAGGUAAGACUUCGAUAAAGCGUUUGAUGUUGUUUCAGUUUUAUUUAUUCAAGAGUCACUCGCCUAAGCGAUGUACUGGAGACUUGGAGUGUCGCCCCGUUCGGUUUGUCUAAUAAGAGUGUAAACGUUUCGAGUUCAUUCAAACUUUUUGUGAUUUAAAUCACAGCAAAAUGCUUCUUUUACAAAACGAAGAAAACGGCUUUACAAUUAGUGUGCGUCAAAUAUCUUUCUUUCAGCUUUUGGUAGUUUAGUGCAAAGUUUUAAUAGGAAUUUUUUUUUUGUUCCAAGUCCACAGAUAUCCUGUCAUAAAGAGUGGAGACCUUAUUGUGCUGAGAUCAGCGCACAGCAGUUACUACCAGUACUUGAUGUAUUGCACGACUAGUUACUGCUACUGGAAGUCUUGCUCUGGUAGUCGGAGUAUGACGAAAUCAUUGUGGUCUUCAUGUUCUUCCUUGUCCAAGUUCUAUAUCACCGCCUUUGGCAAAAUAAAUGGAGAACCCAUCAACAGUGGAGACACUGUGUCAUUGAGUUCUUAUGGCUAUGGUUCCAGGUACCGGCUGAGGUGCACAUCAUCGUAUACCUGGUACUGCAGAAUGCAAUCGUGAGUAAACCGGCACCUUGUGCUUUAUACUUGUGCUUUAUAGGCAUUGUUAUAAGCAUAAAUAUAUGUUUGACAGCUAAAUUUGUUUAUUUGACAAUUGGCUUCAUUUGUUUUUAUUCUAAAUAGAAUCACCAGCACAAUGACUGGGAACCAGUGGCUUUACUACUCGUACGCCACCUUCGAGAUUUACGCCAAAAACGCUGUGGAUGGAACCCCCCUGCAAUAUGGUGACGUCGUGGGCCUCAAGUAUCCCUACUACACCUCGAGUACCUGGCUCAUGAGGUAUAGCAGCUACUAUCGUCCUCGUAGCUGUAGCAGUUACAGCAAGACGUCCUGUGCAAGGGAGAAUACUUACACUGGCUUCCGGAUCUUCAAGAAGCUGUGA
Molecule: messenger RNA, 3950 nt
Organism: Porites evermanni
Lineage: Eukaryota; Metazoa; Cnidaria; Anthozoa; Scleractinia; Poritidae
Source: the annotation of a GenBank genome assembly